This is a messenger RNA of Neurospora tetraspora, 2077 nucleotides long. RefSeq lists its product as uncharacterized. The transcript is spliced from 3 exons. Gene Ontology annotation, biological process: cell surface receptor signaling pathway; adenylate cyclase-activating G protein-coupled receptor signaling pathway. Gene Ontology annotation, molecular function: G protein-coupled receptor activity. NCBI's taxonomy places the organism in Eukaryota, Fungi, Ascomycota, Sordariomycetes, Sordariales, Sordariaceae. The coding region runs from base 403 to 2007 and encodes 534 amino acids. Gene Ontology annotation, cellular component: plasma membrane. The record is from RefSeq and is a predicted model, not a curated record.
UGCGAUGCUUUGAGAAGAACAACCAUUCGGUUUCUGCUUGUCACCUUUCAGCCCCUUGCGGACGGUAACUCAGCAUUCACGCGGGAAGAGAGAAAGCUUCAUCCCACCGACCCGUCAGUUCGGUUCCACGGGCCACCCGUUCGAGUCUCCACUUCCCCAGGUUCCAAUUCGAAGGCGGGACGGUUCCAUUCACUUGUGGUUGAUGUACCUGCCCGUUGACCAGUCAACCACGUCUCAGGUCCAGCAUUGACGAUUUGGACGGACCUUGCAUGCGGGCCUCUUGUCGUUCGACAGGUCGCAAUCCCGACCCUCUCUCUGGCCAUUGAUGUACUUUAUCGAACUGAACAAUUCAACAACAGACCGGGCAAUAUCGCUUCACAACCACCGACAGGCACCGUCACGAUGGCCAUCACCGCGGCAGAUACCGAGUCGGUCGUCAUCAUCGAGCGCGUCUGCUCCGCCCUGUCGCUUUUGGGUGGCCUCUUCGUCAUCAUCAGCUUCUCUGUUUCGGAUGCUUUCCGACAGCGUGCUAUCAACCGCAUGGUUUUCUUUGCUACUUUCGGAAACAUGCUCACCAACGUGGCUACACUGAUGACCACGGCAUUUACGGACGAUAUCAACUCGUUUGGAUGUCAACUGCAGGGGUUUCUGGUUCAGGUCUUCAUGCAAGGUGAUGCUUUCUGGGCUCUGGCAAUGGCCAUCAACGUGUAUCUCACCUUCUACCAUAAGUUCGACGGAAGAGCUCUCAGGAAGAUGGAGAUCCCAUAUUUCCUCUUCUGCUACGGCGUCCCGUUCAUUACCGGAUUCACCUUCAUCUUCGUCAGGCAACACGGCGAGAGACCCUACGGCAACGCAAUCCUCUGGUGCUGGCUGAGCAAAAAGUGGGAAGUCUACCGUAUUGCCACCUUUUAUGCGCCUGUCUGGCUUUGCAUCACUCUAGCAACCACCAUCUACAUCCGCGCCGGCCGUGACAUCUACAAGAAGCGCCAAAUCAUGAACAAGUUCGGCUCCAGCGGCUCCGAAGGCGGUACCCUCAUCGACAUGUUCGCUCCAGCCUACAACUACAAGACCACCAAAGUCACCCAAACGACCGAGAUCAUCUCCCCUCCGUCGACCGCCAACGGCUACGGCGCCAACAAAGACGUUCCAUUCCCACAUACCCCAUUCCGCCCAGCCGACGACGCCAACCUCCCCGCUCAAACCUCCGUAACCGUCACCAUUUCCGCCGGCAACAACAACAACAACAACAACAACAACAACAACAACAACAACAACAACAACUACUCAUCAAACAAGCGCAGCUCUCAACCCCAGACCGAAAUCACCACCGAUCAAUCCAACGGCGGCGGUAUAACCGGCACAACAACCAACACCAACGAGCGAACCAUCGUGCACAUCUCAGCCGGCAACAACCCGGAUCUCCCUCCCUCGGGAACAGCAGCCAACAUGCAGACCCGAGCCCAGCGCCGCCUUGUUCACGAGGCGCACAACGCCGUCUGGUCUUACACCAAGUGCGCCAUCCUCUUCUUUUCCGUGUUGCUCGUCACCUGGAUCCCGUCCUCGGGCAACCGCGUGUACAGCAUUAUCAACCACGGAGAAAUCUCCAAGCCUCUAUUCUUCGCCAGCGCCUUCGUCUUGCCGCUGCAGGGGUUCUGGAACGCCGUCAUCUACGUGGUCACGUCGUGGGCGGCGUGCAAGGAGUUGGGCGCCGAGGUGGCCGAGGUGUUUGAUGUGGUGAAAUACAGGUGUAUGUGCUGCUGUGUGGGUAGGAGGAAUAAGAAAGGAGGAAACGAGGAUGAGGAUGGAAUCAUUCUGGAAAGCAGGAUGUCAGGAAGGAGAGGGGAUCCCAAUCGCAGGAGGUCGGGAGGUGGAGGGGGACCGGGAAGUAGUAGUAGUUGGGCGACGACCAUGGCGAGGGCGAAGGCGCAGGAGAUGGAGAUUGAUACGACUAGUAUGGAGGAUCUGACGGGCAAUGGGGCGAGGAUGGAGAGGGUGUCGCCUGUUUGAGGAGGGAAGAGAAGGGGGACAAAAAGUCGGUCGGUUGUGUGGUAAGUACUGUUGGGAUAUGGAUCGAUGG